Messenger RNA from Acanthochromis polyacanthus (spiny chromis), 3397 nucleotides. It is a transcript of the gene rac3b, whose product is annotated as Rac family small GTPase 3b. Gene Ontology annotation, biological process: regulation of actin cytoskeleton organization; establishment or maintenance of cell polarity; motor neuron axon guidance. The transcript is spliced from 6 exons. The coding region runs from base 152 to 730 and encodes 192 amino acids. NCBI's taxonomy places the organism in Eukaryota, Metazoa, Chordata, Actinopteri, Pomacentridae. Gene Ontology annotation, molecular function: GTPase activity; GTP binding; protein kinase binding. The record is from RefSeq and is a predicted model, not a curated record. Gene Ontology annotation, cellular component: cytoskeleton; cell projection; plasma membrane.
CACUCGGCUCUGCUCGUCAUCGAUCUCUUUCACUGCGGCUCCAUCGCCGAGCGGACUGGCCCGCUGCUCUCAUCCGAGACUCUCAGCUCAGACUGUCGGCUCCGUGAAAUCACCAACGGCGGCUCCGUGAAGCCCUCGAGCUCGUGUCCAAAUGCAGGCUAUCAAAUGCGUGGUGGUGGGCGACGGGGCUGUGGGUAAGACCUGUCUGCUGAUUAGCUACACCACCAAUGCCUUCCCUGGUGAAUACAUCCCCACUGUCUUUGACAACUAUUCCGCCAAUGUGAUGGUGGAUGGAAAACCAGUGAAUCUGGGCCUUUGGGAUACAGCAGGACAGGAGGACUAUGAUAGGCUGAGACCACUGUCUUACCCACAGACGGAUGUGUUCUUGAUAUGCUUCUCCCUGGUCAGUCCGGCCUCCUUUGAGAACGUCCGAGCUAAGUGGUACCCUGAGGUGAGACACCAUUGCCCCAACACACCGAUCAUCCUGGUUGGCACCAAGCUGGAUCUGCGAGAUGACAAGGACACCAUCGAACGGCUGCGAGACAAGAAGCUGUCCCCCAUCACCUACCCACAGGGCCUGGCCAUGGCGAGAGAGAUCGGGGCUGUCAAGUACCUGGAGUGCUCCGCUCUGACCCAGCGAGGCCUGAAGACGGUAUUCGACGAGGCCAUCCGAGCCGUGCUCUGCCCUCCGCCGGUGAAGAAGCGGGGAAAGAGAUGCACCAUGUUCUGAGGAGGAGCCCACGGCUAACACUACACUACAUCACCAUGAACAACAAACACUACUUCUCUGAGAGGAUGAGAGAGAAAACUUGCGAGAGUGAGUGUGCACUGCUGAGACUGCUUUCUUUAUAUUGAUGUUUUUUCAAAACCAUAUUGGUAACAAAACCAAUAUUUAUUCCAAUUUUUUUACCAUUACUAAAUAGGGUUGUAGGUUCUCUGUGAAAGACAUUGACUGUCCAGCUACUUUGUACUCAUAGAACCGCAUCAUGUUGCCAUGAGGGAUGACAAAGGUUUCUGGAACUUGUUUUCAUACUGCGACAUCUCUUCUUUCUCAGCCAUGCUUGCUUGAAUAAAUGCAGUGUUGACUAGACAGAACGUGAACUGUGAAUACGUCAUCAGGUCUGAAGUUACCCUCAGCCUCUGUUCUAAGAUCAGCAGGUCACAGCCAAAUACUGCUGCUUCUAGUUUCCUCCAUCAUUUCUGUCAGGUAUGAUUGGAUUGUGCUCACUGAGGUAAACACUGACAUCUGAGGCCUCAACAAAGACCAGCAGUCAGAUGAUCUGACAGGUUGGCAGCUUCACUGUGUGGAAAGUUUUCAGCUGCUUGAUCAUGAUUUGGAUUUAAACAACUCAAAAGCAAGAUAGUGAACAAGAAAGGCCUAAUAGAUACCCACAGCUCACCUUUUAGUAGAUUUAGGAUAGUCAUUGCUUUACUUGUAUUGGAAAUUGUGAUAAUCUAUGCAUUUAAUCAAUGCAGUAUCACACAGAAAAAUUGUUGCGAGGUCAUGCUGUGGUGUCCUCUACCUUCGGACAUAGACAAAGAAACAGGUUUGUCUGGAACCCAGCAGCUCCUUUUUGUCUUCAAUCUUUUAAUGCACAACAUGAGUCAAAAAUUACCCAAAUCCAAUGGAAAAUGGGCGUCUCUUGACCCAUACCACACAUCAAAGGGUCACUCUGACAAGUUAAACUAGUCAUGACCAGCUGUAAGGGCUCUGGCUGUGUUUUUUGUCCUGUCAGACAUUACCUGAGUAAGUACAACAUCAUCAAUACCUGCAGGACUGAUGGACAAAACUGACUAAUUUCCUCUAAAUGGAUCAUAAGGAAGAGACAUGGCUUAGCAAGUAGGAGCAGCAACAUUUGCUCUACUAACUUUUAAUUAAAGCCAUGAAAAAAUCAUCAACUCAAGGUUUACCUUAUGGUUGAAUGUGAAGGCUUAGUCUUGAGUUUUAAGCAGUAGUUUGACUUUUAAAAAGAAAAUCAAGGCCAAUAGUAAUUUCACAAAAUAAUCUCAGCUUAGAGUCCACUUAUUGACUUCACAAGCUGUCAACCAGAUCUCAUGGUUUUCAUUCACAGAAACAUUUAAAGGACAAAAACAUCUUUGGAUCAUUUGCUGGGUCUUUAAGGAAUACUAUGAGAUGUGGUUGAAGGUUUUCUAGAAAGCUUGUGAGAGCAUCUGAGGGUGUUCUCCUCCAAGCUUCACCGUUAGCCGGGUGUAGAUGGUGCAUCCAAACUGUCCUUUUCUUUUAGGAUGAAAACAAAUCUGUUCUUUGAACGCACUUGUCUUCUUAUUUUAGACAAGCACCUGAUCUUAGUCAAGUGUCUUUGGGUAGCUUUCUCUAACUGUGAACAUGUGACAGAUGAGCAUGCCAAACACGGGGGCUGUAGAACCUUGCUGCCUGAGUUCUGCCUCUGAGGGUAGAGGAGCUUGCAUGGGUCUUAAAAUAUUCUGUCUUAAUUUAUCCCAUUGUUUAGAUUUUGUCUCUGUUCCUCUGUGUGUGCGUGUGUGUGUGCGUGUGUGUGUGUGUGUGUGUGUGUGUGUGUGUGUGUCACAGGCGUGUAUAUAAAUGCUGGUAUUUGUGUGUGUGGACGGGCACGUGUUGGUAUCAGUGAGACUCAAGCUCGUGUUGGUAUCAGUGAGACAGCGUUGUUCAACAUAAAAGACAGUAUUGUUUUAAGCCAAGUUUUUUAGUGUCCAGUUUUUGGUACUAUUUCAUAUUGUAUUGUAGUAAUACACACGAUUUUUCAACAAUCUGUGAACAUAAAGAAAGGAAAAAAAAAUGGAUAUCAGUGACAUCUAGUGAUUUACAGAAUAAUCCUUAGAAAAGAAAUGAAUAUCUAUCUACAUGUACCUGAAUAUUUAGCUCUUAAAACUAAAACAAUACAAACUAAAGGGAUUAUAGUCGCUCAUGUUGAAGUUAGAAGUGUUGCUAACAGUGUACAAUAAAGGGGCCAAUCUUUGCAGAGUUUGUUGUCGUGGCAAACAGUGUGGGUUGCACCUUUAUGAUAUGCAUUUCUGUAUGGUUGCAGGCCUGCGGUGUGUCUGUCUCCCCCGUGUGGUGAGACGCAGCACUGCAGCGCCCUCUGUCACGCUGUCUUUGGUUGGCAUAGCUGUGUGGUUGAGUCAUGUUGUGUGGUCCUGCCUAACUAAGGUGUCGAAAUGUAGCUGAGAAACGCAGCAAAAAAUUCUACUACUAAUAUUGCAUGGAAGUUCUCUGGUUAUUUGACCCACUGUAAUUCUUAGGAGAGGUUGUACGAUGAAAUGCAUUGACCAUGUAUGUAUGUAAUGUAAGAUGACUUGUAUACUUGUUCCAACUGUCUUAUUUUUUAUUACUUCACAUGUCUGUGUGGUGAAAUAUUUCAAUUUUUUGUAUACUAAAUACAAAUGUAUAUGUAAGGUA